AUGAAGCUUACCAUCUACUCGCUUGCUCUCCUCUCCGUGGCCUCCUACGCUGUUGCGGCUACUCUCUCGCUCUAUGAGAAGUAUAACAAAGCCACCAGUGAGCUCGAGGGGGAAAUCAUGACCAUCGACACGGACCAAAAGGUCUCAAAAUGGGUCGACUUACCGAAGGUGGCAGUGGGAUACACCCUCGAGGGAGAGAUUGGUACCAAGUACACCGUGAAGAUCGGCAUAGUGCAGCCGGUCCCAGGCACGGCCGAAUACAUACAGCUCACGGAGACUGAGGACGAGGGUUGGAAUCUUUUCCGCACCGGCGGAUCCAAGGUCCAGGUGAACAACUACAAGAUUAAGAAGAGUCUCAUUUGA
This is a messenger RNA of Anthostomella pinea, 363 nucleotides long. The record is from the annotation of a GenBank genome assembly. NCBI's taxonomy places the organism in Eukaryota, Fungi, Ascomycota, Sordariomycetes, Xylariales, Xylariaceae.